ACAGAUAAACAUAGACUAUGAUUACUAGCAAGUACUAUUUCAUUUCUCUAUGUAUGUAUGUAUGUAUCUUCUCUUUGCAGACUCAGUAAAAUAUUCUCGCAAAUAAAAUAAUAAAAAAGAAAAGGGGCAAAAAAAAAAGCAGUGGUUUCUUCCUUUGUUCCAUAGCUCAAGAUCUUUCAGUUUAUUGCUCAAUGAACACCGUUUAAACCUCUAAUCAUCAGUGUUGUGAUUAAGAGAAUAAACAAGCGGGGAGUGGAAGAAAGGGGGGGAAUCUUUUGGAAGGUUUUUCCGAUCAUGGCGGUGGUGGAAAAUGCGGGUGUGGACGCGGUGGCGCCGUCGAAUCGGGAUGGGCAGCACAACGACGCGGCGGCGGAUCACCAGCAGUCGACCAAAGCCGCCGCCGCUAACGGCCAAAAGUCAACUAAGCCCGCCGAUCAGAACCACCACCUGGCCCAGCAGAAAGUAUCCAACGGCCACCACCACCAUCAGCUGGAAAACACAAUUAACGGCGGCGGCGGCGGCGGCGACGACGGCCGUCAUCACGUGGAGGAGGUGAAAGUUAACGGGGGCGGCGAUGAUGGAGGAGAGGAGGGGUUCAAGAGGGAGAUGAGGGAUUUGGAGGAAAUGCUCUCGAAAUUGAACCCCAUGGCGAAGGAAUUCGUGCCGCCGUCCAUGGCGACCGUGGUCUUCGGCGGCGGCCUUCACCACGGGCUGAUGGUGGCGGCGCCGCCACCACAAGUGGCAGCAGCUGCGGCGGGGCAUUUUGGGUAUACUGCGAAUGGUUUCGUGAUUCAACACCUCGUUAACCCAGGCCUCCCAAAUGAAAAUUCUUCUUUUAGGAAGAAGAAAAACGGGUAUACUCACGGUAAACGGAGGAUGAAUAGUAGAACGAGCGUUGCUCAAAGAGAAGAUGUGAUUAGGAGGACUGUGUACGUUUCUGAUAUCGAUCAUCAGGUUACCGAGGAGCAACUUGCAGCCCUUUUCAUUAGCUGUGGGCAGGUUGUGGAUUGUCGUGUUUGUGGCGACCCUAAUUCUGUACUUCGUUUUGCGUUCGUUGAGUUCACUGAUGAGGAGGGGGCAAGGAAUGCGUUGAGUAUGGGAGGAACGAUGCUUGGCUAUUACCCAGUGAAAGUACUGCCUUCCAAAACUGCAAUUGCACCCGUUAAUCCCACAUUCUUGCCUAGGUCUGAGGAUGAAAGGGAGAUGUGUGCAAGAACUAUUUAUUGUACAAAUAUCGAUAAAAAGGUGACCCAAGCGGAUGUGAAACUCUUCUUCGAGUCCAUCUGUGGCGAGGUUCAUCGCUUGAGGUUGCUCGGCGACUAUCAUCAUUCAACUCGCAUCGCUUUUGUGGAGUUUGUAAUGGCUGAAAGUGCAAUUGGUGCUCUGAACUGCAGCGGUGCCGUCUUAGGAUCACUGCCUAUAAGGGUAAGUCCGUCAAAGACUCCAGUCCGACCCCGUUCGCCCCGCCAAUCCAUGCACUAAAAACCCUCGGUCGAGUUUUCUCUCGAGUCAUAAAACAAAUCUAUUUUCUCUCUCUAUCUCUAUCUAUAUAUAAUUAUAUAUACAUACAAGAGACUGAUAACUUUAAGGUACUUUGUGGCAUCUGUGGGGGGUUUUUUUUCUUUUUCUUUUCUCGUUCGUGGUAUCUAGGCUGAUUCCGAUCGAUCACGGGCAUCGGAUAUUCGUGGUUUAACCGUUAAGCUUGUAGAGAGUAAGACCAUUUUCGAGGCUUUCAGUUGUUAAUUAUGGUUUAAGAAUAUGUUUGACUUGAGUAGCAAUGAUGCCUCAGAGUAGUGUUUUUUCAUGGAUAAUUCCUUGUUAAAAACUAUCAUCAGUGAACUUAAUUUUCAUGGACUCGGUGGAAUUCAUCUGUUUUGACUUUUGA
Messenger RNA from Erythranthe guttata (spotted monkey flower), 1885 nucleotides. Its product is annotated as polyadenylate-binding protein-interacting protein 12. Lineage: Eukaryota; Viridiplantae; Streptophyta; Magnoliopsida; Lamiales; Phrymaceae. Gene Ontology annotation, molecular function: RNA binding. The record is from RefSeq and is a predicted model, not a curated record.